AAGCUAAUGCGAAACAGACCUUGAAACUAUUACUACUCGAACUUCACUCGCUGAUAACAAGACUUGCUUCUCUGAUCUGAAGCUGGGAAAUGGAUUCUCUGCGUCUAUUGCAUUUUGUCACUCCUACUCCAACUAGAAGAAACCAAUUCCAUCACUCUCAUUCUCAUCAUAAACUUGCACGACCACCGGGACUGUGCGCGACCACCACGUUCUUCAAUCCAAGGAUUUCGAUUCCGAUUCGCGGAAGAAUCGUUUGUGCUGUUUCCUCUACUCAAACCAGAGAAGAAGAGAGGGCAACGAAGAAGAGCAUGUUGAAUGUGAGGAUAGAUCACCAAGUUGAAUUUGGUGAGAAUAUUGUGAUUGUGGGGUCAAGUAAAGAAAUGGGCUCUUGGAAGAAGAAGGUUCCGAUGAAAUGGACGGAGAAUGGAUGGGUUUGUAAGUUGGAGCUGAAAGGGGGUGAGGUUGUUGAGUUUAAGUUUGCUAUUGCGAGCAAGGACAAUAGUUUGGUGUGGGAAAGUGGGGAUAACCGGGCUUUGAAGCUUCCCAGAGAAGGGAGUUUUGCGAUUGUUUGUCGAUGGGGUGCGACUGGGGAGGCUAUCAAUUUUUCGCCUUUGGAGCUAGAGCAGAAUGGAGAGGAAGCGGAGGACGUUGGCGAGAAUGGUUCUGCUGGUGCUGAUAUCACUUUGGAGGCGGGAACAAGUCCUUUUGUUGGGCAGUGGCAAGGGAAGGCUGCCUCUUUCAUGCGAUCGAAUGACCAUGGGAACAGGGGAAGUGAAAGAAGAUGGGACACGUCUGGUCUUCAGGGCUCGGUUUUAAAGUUAGUUGAAGGUGACUUGAAUGCAAGGAAUUGGCGGAGAAAGCUUGAAGUUGUGUGUGAGCUACUAGUUGGAAGUCUUCAGAGUAAGGACCGGUUGGAGGCUCUAAUAUACUCUGCUAUCUAUUUGAAGUGGAUAAACACAGGGCAAGUUCCUUGCUUUGAAGAUGGAGGUCAUCACCGGCCAAAUCGGCAUGCUGAAAUUUCCAGGCUUAUAUUCCAGGAAUUAGAACAGGUGUCUUCAAGGAGAGAUACUUCAGCCCAGGAAGUGCUUGUUAUUCGAAAAAUCCAUCCCUGUUUGCCAUCAUUCAAGGCAGAAUUCACAGCAUCUGUUCCUCUUACUCGGAUUAGAGAUAUUGCUCAUCGGGGCGACAUUCCUCAUGACCUUAAGCAAGAAAUCAAACAUACAAUACAAAACAAACUUCAUCGCAAUGCUGGCCCUGAAGAUUUAGUUGCUACUGAAGCAAUGCUCGCAAGAAUUACGAAGAACCCUGGGGAAUAUAGUGAAGCAUUUGUUGAACAAUUCAAAAUAUUCCAUCAUGAACUCAAAGAUUUCUUCAAUGCAGGAAGUCUUGCUGAACAACUUGUAUCAAUUAGAGAAUCCUUGGAUGAAAGGGGCUGUUCGGCUCUUACAUUAUUUAUGGAUUGCAAAAAGAAUUUGGAUUCUGCAGAAAAAUCACGCACUAUUUUUGAACUGAUCAAAACUAUGCAAUCCCUGAAUGCUCUGAGAGAUAUAAUUGUAAAAGGUCUUGAAAGUGGUAUCGGGAAUGAUGCUUCUGAUGCUGCAAUAGCUAUGCGUCAAAAGUGGCGUCUAUGUGAGAUUGGUCUUGAAGACUAUUCUUUUGUUCUUCUGAGCAGGUUUCUCAAUGCACUUGAAGCUAUGGGAGGGGCUAAAUGGCUUGCAGACAAUGUGGAGUCAAAGAAUAUAAGCUCUUGGAGUGACCCACUUGGUGCGCUGAUUGUUGGUGUUCAUCAACUUGCUUUAUCUGGUUGGAAACCAGAAGAAUGUGAAGCUAUUGGAGCCGAGCUUCUUGCCUGGAAAGAGAAAGGUCUCCUUGAAAAGGAAGGAAGUGAAGAUGGGAAGAUAAUUUGGGUACUAAGGCUUAAAGCUACUCUUGAUAGAGCAAGAAGGCUCACCGAGGAAUAUUCUGAAGCUCUUCUUCAAACAUUUCCAGAAAGAGUGCAGAUGCUUGGAAAAGCACUUGGAAUUCCUGAAAACAGUAUAAGGACGUAUACUGAAGCUGAGAUUCGUGCUGGGGUAAUUUUUCAGGUUUCAAAACUUUGUACCCUGCUUUUGAAAGCGGUUAGAAGUACCCUUGGUUCCCAUGGUUGGGAUAUUCUUGUUCCUGGAGCUGCUAGUGGCACAUUAGUACAGGUUGAGAGCAUUGUGCCUGGAUCAUUGCCAUCGACAAUAGAAGGACCUAUUGUUCUUGUGGUGAACAAAGCUGAUGGAGAUGAAGAGGUAACAGCUGCUGGCAGUAACAUAGUGGGAAUUAUACUUCUGCAAGAGCUGCCUCACUUAUCUCAUCUUGGUGUUAGGGCUCGUCAAGAGAGGGUUGUCUUUGUGACAUGCGAAGAUGAUGAUAAAGUUGCUGAUAUGCGAAAGCUUACUGGGAAAAAAGUGAGGUUGGAAGCUUCCUUGACUGGCGUAAAUCUAACUCUCUCUUCAUCAGAUGAUAUCGUUCCAGAAGAUCUUUCAGGCAACGGUUCAGCAACAGUUGAACCUCCUGGACCUCAUGAUCCAUUCUUGUCUGCUGUUAAAGCUCACUCCAAUAAGGGUGUUUCUGCUGGAGGUCUUAUACUACUUGCAGAUGCAGAUGCACAAACAUCAGGCGCAAAGGCUGCUGCUUGUGGUCGUUUAGCUUCUUUGACAGCAGCUUCGAAAAAGGUUUCCAGUGACCAAGGUGUGCUGGCUUCAUUUGAAGUUCCUAAGAGCAUGGUUAUACCUUUUGGUUCUAUGGAAUUGGCACUAGAGCAUAGCAAAUCUAUGGACACAUUCAUGUCAUUUCUAGAACAGAUAGAAACAGCUAGGCUGGAUGGGGGCGAACUUGACAAGCUAUGCUUUAAACUCCAGGAACUGAUCUCUUCCCUGCAGCUCCCAAAAGACACCAUUGAUGGAAUAGGUCGAAUGUUUCCAGACAAUGCAAGACUGAUUGUACGCUCAAGUGCCAAUGUUGAGGACUUGGCUGGAAUGUCAGCUGCUGGUCUUUAUGAAUCAAUUCCCAAUGUUAGCCCAUCAAAUCCAACUGCAUUUGCAAAUGCUGUUAGCCAAGUAUGGGCUUCAUUGUACACACGGAGAGCAGUUCUAAGCCGUAGAGCUGCUGGCGUGCCUCAGAAAGAUGCCACAAUGGCAGUUCUGGUGCAAGAAAUGCUUUCACCAGAUCUAUCAUUCGUGCUCCACACACUCAGCCCAACUGACCGUGACCAGAACUCUGUUGAAGCAGAGAUUGCCCCUGGGCUGGGUGAGACCCUAGCUUCUGGCACCAGAGGCACUCCAUGGCGCCUUUCAUGCGGGAAGUUUGAUGGGCACGUGAGAACACUGGCAUUUGCAAAUUUCAGCGAGGAGAUGCUGGUAUCCGGUGCAGGUCCUGCUGAUGGCGACGUAACCCGUUUGACUGUAGACUACAGCAAGAAACCAUUAACAGUUGAUCCAAUAUUCCGUCACCAACUGGGUCAGCGUCUCUGUUCUGUAGGCUUUUUCCUCGAAAGGGAGUUUGGCAGCCCACAGGAUGUGGAAGGAUGUGUGGUUGGAAAAGAUAUCUAUGUCGUUCAGACACGCCCACAACCUUAGUAAAGCUUCUCUUAUUCUGUAUUAAAGGUGAAGGGAGGGUUACUUCCCAACCGGGAACUUCGUAUCUUUGGCAAUGGUAAGCGUCGACUGUAGUAAGGCUUCUCCAUACACCGUUAUACAUUUCAUUGGGAGAGAGUAUAGCUCUAGUGGCUUGAAGGUAUGUGUAUUGUCCAUGGAUAUAAAGGUAUGUAGCACAAAUUAUGAGAGAAGGUUGUAGAAAUUAAUAAAAUAAAGACGAGAGAAAAUAAAAUUAAUGACCAAAUCAAAGAGUUUUAUGGUGUUGAGAAA
Populus trichocarpa (black cottonwood) is the source of this 3893-nucleotide messenger RNA. Its product is annotated as phosphoglucan, water dikinase, chloroplastic. Gene Ontology annotation, molecular function: kinase activity; ATP binding; starch binding. Gene Ontology annotation, biological process: phosphorylation. The record is from RefSeq and is a predicted model, not a curated record. NCBI's taxonomy places the organism in Eukaryota, Viridiplantae, Streptophyta, Magnoliopsida, Malpighiales, Salicaceae. The transcript is spliced from 19 exons. The coding region runs from base 90 to 3605 and encodes 1171 amino acids.